Messenger RNA from Dufourea novaeangliae, 4294 nucleotides. It is a transcript of the gene Rab3-GAP, whose product is annotated as rab3 GTPase-activating protein non-catalytic subunit. The record is from RefSeq and is a predicted model, not a curated record. Gene Ontology annotation, biological process: regulation of GTPase activity. The coding region runs from base 1 to 4233 and encodes 1410 amino acids. NCBI's taxonomy places the organism in Eukaryota, Metazoa, Arthropoda, Insecta, Hymenoptera, Halictidae. The transcript has 19 exons.
AUGUCUUGUCAGAUCAAGGGAAUUGCGAAUUUGAUCAAUACAAGCAACAUAAAGGAGGUACUUUUUGGUGAUUCUACUAGAAGAUCUCACAUCCAGCAGAAUGAGCUACCUCUUCAGGAUUGUUUUGUGUCGCUUUCAUCCACUGGAGAUGUACUUGCAAUGGCAUAUAAUACAAAGAUGAUCAUAUUAAUUUCAAGGUGGGAUUCUUUAGAGCCUGAUGAAACAAAAAACAAAUUUCAUAUGAUAUGGUAUGGGGAAGUUGCAAAAGAUCCAAAUGAGUGGAUAACAUGUCUGAUCUGUUUGCCUUUAUUAUCUUUGGGAAAAGCCAGUGGUGGUACUAAUCCAGAUUGGACAUGCAUUAUAGUUGGUUUCAAUACUGGUUUCAUCCGGUUUUAUACAGAAACAGGUGCAUUAUUGUUGGGAGAGCAGUUACACAAUGAAUCAGUCAUAGGAUUAAAGUGUCAAUCUUUUCGUUCACCUAAACAUGCCGGAGAUACUGGUUUAGCCGAAGAAGUACAUGUAAUUUACAAUAGUGCUGUGUGCGUGUUACAAGGUUUUCCUUUGUUUUCAACAUUACGAGCAUGUAGAAAUCAUUUGGCAAGAGUUAAAGCAAACUGCGAGGAUCUACCACCAAUUACAAAUUUAUCAUAUAAGAAGUGGGGCUGUAAAAAUCAGGAUAUUGUAAAUGACUCUGAAGUAAUUGGCACUACAUCUGUAAAUAGUUUUGAUCAUUUAAUGACAGCUUCAAUAUGUGGUGGAUAUAAUGCAUCUUACAGAUCAAGUGCCCCGCAACAUAAUUUAGUUAUCGCAACUGGUAAAAGGCCAUUUGUUGGCUUCCAUUAUGCGUUAGAAGGUGGUGCAGCCCCGGUGUUGUCUGAUGUUGCAAUAGCUAUGGCCAGCAAACUAGCAAAUGCUAUUGGAACUGCUGUUCCUUGGUUGCCGAUUAGUUGGGGAAACUCAAAGAAUCAUGCUUCACCGGAGGUACCAAAAACUAGUGCUCACGAACCAGUUGAGCCAAUGACAUGUAGAUUUGGGUUGAGUGAUGUUACGCGAGAGGGUUAUUCGGUAGUGUCUAGUCCAAACAAAAUGUUGUCGGUGGUAUCAGAUACGAUGGGUAGAGUAAUAUUAAUAGAUAAUAGACGUGGUAUAGCCAUAAGAAUGUGGAAAGGAUAUCGUAAUGCUCAAUGUGGAUGGAUCGAAGUAGAGGAACAAAGACACUCUGGAAUGCACAAAGCAGUUACCAAAUUUAAACAAACGUCGCAUUUGCGGUCCGCUUUAUUUUUAGUUAUUUAUGCUCCUAAGAAGGGUGUAAUAGAUAUAUGGGGUACUCAACAAGGUCCUAAAAUUACAACAUUCACUGCUAGUAAGCAUGGGCGAUUACUUUACGUUAAUUACGGACUUCUUGGCACGAAUGAUGCUACGCAUCUGUUAAAGAAUAAACCCCAGUAUUCAUGUGUUUUUAUGGAUCCGUUGGGAGGUUUAAAAGAAAUUAUUGUGCCAUUUCAUUUUGCCCUGAGUAGUAAGAAUGGGAAAAGAGCACGGGAUAUACAUCUAUUAAAAAAAUUGAAGACAUUCUUACGCGAAGAAGAUUUCGACCACGAAAAAUUAGUAUCAGAAAUCCAUAGUGUAUGUACAGAUCUGAAGACUAAUGAAAUAAAAGUACAAAUAAUAGAAAUGUUGAUGAUAAAUAAAAAUAUUAUACCUGAUGCUUUGCUCGCAGCCACAGAUUGUUUUAUUAAGAAACUGAAUGAACAGGACAAUGAAGAGAUGGAACCUACAGCAAAAACACUUUACUUAUUAACAACACAGUUACAGCAAGUGAUUAAAUUUUAUAAACACAUUCAGUCUCAGUCUGAUAGUCCAGGAAACCAUAGUCUUUCUAACGACAUUGAUCUAAAUAGUCGGGAAUUAGCUUUGAUUUUAUUAACUUCUGAAAGAGAAGUCCAUAGAAUUUAUAAAUUGUCUGAUACAAUAAAUAAUUUUAAAUCUACAAAUUCCAAGGGGGAAACUAAAGUGAAAUUUAAAGAAGAGGGAAAAAUUUUCUUAGAUUUCUUAUCCUGUUUUGAGUUUGGAACACCAGGAUUGAUAAAUAUAAGAAAAAGCGUGAAAACAGAUAAGAAACUUCAAGUCGCUCGAUUAAUGUUUGAAGGGUGUAUGCAUUCAAAUGAUAGAAUCGAAGCUUGGAAAGAAGCUGCUGCGAACAGUAACAUUCAGCCUUUUGUCUUGAUGGAGUUUGUCUUAAUUUACUGGCUCAACAAGAAAAGGGAGUUAUGCUUAGGAGUGGAAUUCAAACAAUUUACACAGCUGUUAAAUGUUAUUUGUUCAGUAGACAAUGUAGAAGAAAUAUGCGCCGAAAAUAACGAAAUAUCUUUAUGGUGGAAAAACGUUCGAACUAUCCUCUCGGAUUCUACGAAUCCAUUUAAUGCCCUUACUGCUGCUUUAGCAUGUAGAGCAGUUGCUACGUGUCUGGAAAAAUAUAAAGAAAAGUGUGGUAAUAAAACUCAAGAGAAUAUUGAUAAUGAAAAUAAGGGUAAUGGAAACGGGAAUGAUUCAGUAGAAAUAAAGGAAAUGAAAGAGCCUGUCCCUAAUGCGAAGUUAAACGAUGAAAUGUAUAAUUUAACAAGUGAAUGGGAAAAUGUUACCAAAGAUAGUUGCCAGUUUACAUUGCUUAUUGGAAAUCUUGAGGACAUUACAAUUUUAGACGCUAUCGUGAGUCAAAAGCUGCUUUCAGAUGCCACAACACAAUUUUUUCAAUUACCAUUUGUUAAAUUCGACAUUUCUUUGGGAUCAGUUCUUUUGAAAGGAAAAGGUUCUGUGUCAGAAAUUGUUGCGAAAUGGAUUGUCUCAACGGGUAUUGAUCCAGUUCAAUUAGUGGAUAUGACAGACAUUGAAUUUGAUCAAGCACAGUUAACAAAUAACUGUUUAGGAUUAACAAGUGCUACAGAUGAAACAUGUAAUACUGAUGCUUCACAGCACGAGGCAGAAAAACCUUCAUUAACUUCCGAUGAAAUUGGAAACGAAGUAAAAGACGAUACAACUGCCACUACAUGCAUUUUAGAACGUAUUACCUUGUUAAAACGUUAUUUUCCAUAUAGUCUGACAAGUAGUGUUUUAUUAGCUAAUGUGUGUUGGGAAUAUGCUAUGUCAUGGAAUAAAGACGUUUCACAGAUAAAAUCUCUAGAAAGUGCAUUAUCUGUUUUACGACAAAUACCGAUGAAGCACAUGAGGCAUGGCGUUUGUUGUUUGUUAUGGUCUGUUCAUAUAAAGAAGAGAAUGGAAACUGUUGCAAAACUGAUGAAUAAACUUGGAAAAUUACCGAAAGAGAGAUUGUGUAUACAGGAAAUUGGAUUGACCGAUACACAGACAGUUAUAUUUUUACAGAAUUGUGUUACAUUCUUAGAAAUAUUCAUUGAUUCGGAGGUCCUAGAGGCCGGAGAAAAUAGCGUAGUUAAAUCAGAAGAAUUAUGGGAAGGAUGCACUUCUGGACCACAACCAUUUGCUGCAUUAGCUAUUUCUCAAGCACCGGCUUGGUACGAUCUGCUAAUGUUGCAUGUACAAUUAGCCAAUGUUUUGUAUAUGAUGGCGCAUUUUAAUCUCAAAGUGAUAAAACCAUUGAACAAUUUAUUCGAAUCUGUGGUGCAGCCAUAUUUCUUUCAAACUAUAACAGAUAAAGUGAUGCUUACGUGGUAUAGAGAUGAUAAAAGAGACAAUGUAAGAACGACAUUUUUAUGCCGAAUAAUUGCCGCAUCAAUGGAUUAUAUUCACCGAGAAACCACCGAUGAUAAAAGGUUAAGUUCAACGGAAGCCAUUCAUUGGAUGAGCAGAUGUCAAAUACUAGCCUCUAUUUGGAAACUUAACAAUGAUGGAUUGAGGAUAUAUCAAGUUUGUCAAUUAUAUGUGAAUGGUUUUGAUCAGUUGGCAGAAGAGGUCGUUACAGCGGUAAAUGAUGUUGAAGCAUUAGCAAAGGAUCUGCUGCCAAUCGCCGGAAGAAGAAUGAUGGCCUAUCUUUCGCGAACACCUGAUCUUCUGCAAGAAGUUUCCCGUAUAAGUCCUGUGCUCACAAAAUAUUUAGAGAGUCUGUACGAACUAGAAGUGAUUUGUACAAAUUGUUCUAACGAUGAGACUAUCGAGUUGAUAAGGCGAGUCUCCAGGCACCUGCCGGAAACGCAUCCCGACUAUCAUCUUGUGCAGCAGAUGUUAGACGCGACGUUUAUCUACGAGGGUGCAACAUGAUGUUCAACGAACACUUUAAAUAAAAUUAGAUUAUAACGAGGAAUAUGUUCAAUAAAUCUGU